Molecule: messenger RNA, 2152 nt
Organism: Lethenteron reissneri (Far Eastern brook lamprey)
Lineage: Eukaryota; Metazoa; Chordata; Hyperoartia; Petromyzontiformes; Petromyzontidae
Product: ankyrin repeat domain-containing protein 33B-like
Molecular function (GO): protein binding
Source: RefSeq, a predicted model, not a curated record
CAUAUAAUUUAUUUUAAUCUUAAUUGUAAACUACUCAAAAUACAUUCAUGAAGGUGUCCAGUUUGGGGAGGGCGUUGCCCCCCAGUGCCUCCCCCAAACUUCUCCCAUGAAGACAGCAGAAGUAAGGCAUGGAAGUUUGGAAGUAUGGAAGUAUGGAAGUUUGGAAGUUUGGAAGUUUGGAAGUUUGGAAGUUUGGGGGGAUGUAGGGAGGAAUGUAAAGGGAGAGAGAAGGGAUGGAAUGACGAAAAUUGUGAUGGAAUGGGAUGGAUGGAGGGAGGGGCAGUAAUCUAUGUGGACCACCCAUGUGUGCACAUAUAUCCCGGCCGCUGUGCUUACUCCACGCCAGAAUCAUAAACGUGACCUCCCAAUGGCCACGUGCGUCACACGUGGAAAGUGUUGCACCCGUGCCAAGGGUGGUCGCGGCUCAUGGUGAGGGGCCGGGUCUUGCUAAUGCGGGACAAUAAAGUCAGGAUCUGCUGAGCUCGCAUUAUCUAGAGAUUAACGGGGGACAAAUCUGCUUACGAGUUGCACUAGCCUCCCUGACAGCAUCCAGCGUUUCCCCACUCCCCAGGCAGGGAGAAGAGGUUUCCCCUCGGAUGAAUGUGAUAAGAAAUCGCGGGGCAUCUGACUGGAGGUAUGUACUGAGAUGCCUGGGCUCAAUCUGGAGUCUUCACCAUGUCAUCACAGAGAGCGCCUUUUCAGGUCAGAACAGGGCGAGGGAAGCCCUGUGGCCAUAACUCAAAUAUCGAGAUAAAUCAUGGAAAGGAGCCUGGCACAGGACCAGAUUCAGACAACUGCUCCUCACACAGUCAGGCAGACGGACACACGAAUCUCUCAUCAUCAUCAGAACAAUCAUUACAAUCAUCAGAUUCGUCAUCGUCGGAUGAGGAGGGGAGUGAGACGAAGCCCUUCAGGUGCGCGCUAUCGCGCGGCAGGGACUGCAGGACGGCCAUCCUGAACGCGUGCGGGAGCAACAACUGCGUGGCGCUGCGCUGGCUGCUGGGGCAGGGUGCCACGUGGGGCGACGUGAACGCGACAGAUGCCAACGGCAGGACGGGUCUGGCCGUGGCGAGCUGUUGCGGCUUCGCGGGAGUCGUGUCUGUGCUUCUGCAGUGUCCCCUGGUUGACGUGCAAGUUCCUGACAACGAGGGCAACACUGCGCUCAUGCUGGCGGUGCAGGCAGGCGAUGUGGGCAUCACGCGCCAGCUGCUCUGUGUGGAGGCGGUGGUGGCGCGGGGCGCGCUGGAGGUGCCCAACGCGCUGGGCCUCAGCGCGCUCAUGCAGGCCGCGGUGCAGGGCCGCCUGCAGUGCGCCCGCCAACUCGUGCUCGCAGGCGCGGACAUGGAGGUGCGGGACAGCGGCCGCGGGCUGCGGGCCCAGGAGUGGGCCUUGCUGGGUGGACGCGCGGACACGGCGGCCCUGCUGGAGCGUCUGGCGAAGAGGCGCCGGCCCGAGUGGCUCCAGCGCGAUGGGUACCGCCUGGGGUCCCCGUGCCUCGGUGGCGACGACGACCACGCCUCCUCCGCCGGCCAGGGGGCCGCCGGUCGCUUCCUGAGGGCCCUGCGAGCUCUGACGGACGCAUGCUUCCCGGGGGGGCCCCAAGACAACGGCGCGCUCGACCACAUGGUCCGCGCAACCACGGCCGUGUCCGGCCCCUUCGUCGGCACGGCGUGCAAGCCUUGUUUUGGCGAGACCACCCGGGACUCAGGGGCCACCGUCGAGGCGCCUGCAAGCGCCGCGACGACGCGCGGCGGCGACCCCAAAGUCACGGGGCCACGGGCCGGCGCGCCGCCAUACUUGCGGGGUGCCUCGCGUGGCCGUGGGCGUGUCGCGCGGGCCACGGGCUGGUGGAUGCUCACUCGGACCUGGCGGCUCCGAGUCAGAGUCCGCCCCGAGUCACCGCUGCCGAGCAUCCGGCUCAGCAAGGUCGGGAGGAUGACUCCUGCGCCCGAGGAAGGCGCCCGGAGUCCCCGCGGCCUCCAGAGCGCGCAACUCCUGUGCGUCCCCGGCCCCUGAGCGCACCGCUGCGUUCGAGUCUCCGCUUGGACGGGUGGCGGGCACGCUGCCAUCUGCCCCCCUCUUCCCUUUGCUCCCCCACACCUUAUGUCCCCGGAUCCCAGAACCCCCCCCAGUUUUUCAAGCUCUCGCUGGA